GAUGGAUUGUGUUUGUCGACAGCCCCUGUGCGCUGCUUGAUUGGCUUUGAGAAACUGCCACUCUAGCUGUAGUCCCUACAGGCAGCAGGCUUGUCUGCGUGGUGCAAGUGAUGAAGAUGGAGGACUUGAUGGUGUUUAAUAAUUAACUUAAUUUAUGGGGUAGUUUAUACCACCCAGAACGGGACAAAGAGUGAGAUAAAAGAGCAUGGUGGUAAAUACAAGAAAACAGCCAAUGCUGGAAGAUGUUGGAUAUGGACCAAGGGGUAGUGGAGGAGUGGUUGUCAGAAUUCAAGACUCUUCCUGAGACGGCCAUUCCGAGCUACGCUGCAGGUUUAAAAGACAAGGCUUCUUUGGUUUCAGCUCUGUACCGUGUUAUCCAGGAACCCCAGAGUGAGCUCCUGGAGCCUGUGUGUCACCAGCUGUUUGAGUUCUACCGCAGUGGAGAAGCCAGUCUGCAGCGCUUCACUCUCCAGUUCCUUCCAGAGUUCAUCUGGAGCUACCUUUCCAUUUGCACCAGCAGAGAGCUGCACAGCACUGGCUGCAGGGAAGCCCUUCUCCUGGGCAUUUACAAUCUAGAAAUAGUAGACAAAGAUGGACAGAGCAAAGUGUUGUCAUUCACUGUCCCUUCCCUGUCGAAGCCUUCUGUGUAUCAUGAGCCUUCUACGAUUGGUUCUUUGACUCUCACAGAAGGAGCUUUAGCCAAACAUGGCCUAAGCAGAGUUGUAUACAGUGGGCCUCAUCCACAGAGAGAGAUCUUUACAGCACAGAACAGGUUUGAAGUGUUGACCUUCCUCCUCCUGCGCUACAAUGCUGCUUUAAGCUAUAUGACAAGUGCUUCCUUACAGUCCAUCUGUCAUCUGAGCACCGGGAUAAGCAUUUGUGGGUAUCCUAGACAGCUCCUGAGGAAGUACAAAGGCGUCAGCAACAGAAUGCCAGUUUCUUCAGAGUUUCUUGUCCAGUUGAUAACCAGCCUUUAUUAUGCUCUCUAUAAUGGUGAAUGGGAUAUGGCCAGUAAAGCAUUGGAUGAUGUUUUAUACAGAGCUCAGCUGGAGCUUUAUCCUGAACCGUUGUUGGUGGGAAAUGCAAUCAAGUCUUCCUUGCCUGGAGGUGCAUUGAAAUCAAAUAAGGAGGGCACUCGGUGUAUUCAGGUAGAAAUUACUCCAACAUCUUCGAGAAUAUCAAGAAAUGCAGUGACCAGCUUGUCAAUCAGAGGCCAUCGGUGGAAAAGAAAUGAUGCUGUGGAUUUAACAUCCCCAGAGGAACUGAUGGAAAUCUCCGAAAUGGAUGAAGGGUUUUGUUCCAGAGCAGCUUCAAACGCCACUCCUCCUGUGAUCAUUAUCAGCAGCAGCAGUGGGAAGACACCUGGGAAGAGCCAGCGAAAGUCUGGAAGCAGCAGGGCUGGGAAGGAGAGGGAGGCUAGCGUGGAGAGCUGCCGGGACCACUUGUCUCGCAAGCAGGCCCAGAGAGCCAUGAGCGAGAACCUGGAGCUGCUGUCCUUGAAGAGGCUGACCUUGACGACUAGCCACUCCCUCCCCAAGCCAGGCAGCCUCAGUCUGGCCCGGACUGCCACCGCUGUCUUUAGUAGAUCCUUCGAGCAGGUCAGCAACGUCUUUGGGGCCAACAAUCCUGUCAGCACAGGCAACACUGCCUCCACCGAGGCCAACCGCUAUUCGGCCUGCAGCCUUCAAGAGGAGAAGCUGGCCUAUGUCUCAGAAAGAACCGAGCUCUUGGGCCCAAGCUCCAGGCACAAGCAGCGCUCCCCCAGCAUCGGCAUCCAGCUUUCCACAGACCUGUGAACGUUUCUGUUGGUGGUCACAGAGGGUUAUGGUCUUUUUAGUAUGGUGUUAAAAUCAUGUUACCGCUGCUGUGGCGUCUGGUUCAGUUUUAAGUGAAGAAAAAGUUCAAUUGCAGGCUUGUUUGUACUGCUGGAUUGAAAUGACUGAGCAAUAAUGAUAAAAGUAUGAGGGUGUUCAUGCAUUCAGUUGGACUAAUAUUCAGUGGCUUCUUUGGAAGUAUUACCCUUUUAAAAUAAGUUCUGUGAAUAUUAAGAGGAACACAAUGAAUGGACCCCACUCCAACCCCAGCCUCAGCACUGAAUAUUACAGUCUGCUUUGAUGGUUAAAGAUUUAAAUUUGAAGUGUUUUUACUGUAUUGUUUAUAAAAAAAAAAAUUUAAAAAGUUAGACCACUAUAGAGAUUAAGCUGCUGUAAAUGGAAUAAGAACAUAAUUUGUAAAGGGAUAUAUUUUUAACAAUUUAUGAUUGACUAAAAAUACAAACUUACCUGUACAGGUAUGUGAAUUUUUAAAAAUAAAAACCAUGUUUUUAAAAAGCACAAGAUCUUGUGCUUUUACAUGGGUAAAAAUCUGCCACACAGACAAAAAAAACCACAGUACAUCUCUGGAUGUUUUUUAUGGUGAUUAACAUGUGUGGUGUGCAGUAGAUUUUGUCUGGUCCUCUAUUUGUUCAUUUCCCUUGUUCUUUCUUUUGCACAAGAAAAAGAUAACCUGAAGAUCACUAUUUUACCAAGAACCUGUUUAUGUUUAUAUCUGAAAUUGUCAUUCUUUUUAUAAGCAAUACAAUGUGUUAUUGUCACUUUUGUGUCUAUUCUUUUUUAUUCUGUUUUGUUUGUUUGAUAUUUAUUUAUAUUCAGGGCUUUAAAACUGGUUCACGUGUGCAUGUUUUAUAUUGUGAAUGUAUGUUGUUUCCAAUGCAGCAAGGGGAAUUUACAUCAGAACAGUAUCGAUUGCCAUGGCAUUUCAUUGAUUUAUUUUUUUUUUGUGUAAAUUGCACCGGCAUGACUUGGGCUAGAUCUGCGUGUUGGCCAAAAGUCCUGUCCUACUGUUCCGUUCUUAAUGAUUUUACACAGCACAGUUUUUUUUCUUUUCUUUUUAAAUAUAGCACACCAGUAAAAUCCUAUCCAAGUUAGUCUCUUUUUUUCUUCCUGCUGUUUCUCAACAUGUUUUUACCUUUUUGUAAUGAUUUCUAACCAAAAUAAAAAUCUGUGGUACCUUU
This is a messenger RNA of Acipenser ruthenus (sterlet), 3013 nucleotides long. Its product is annotated as hyccin-like. The record is from RefSeq and is a predicted model, not a curated record. Gene Ontology annotation, biological process: phosphatidylinositol phosphate biosynthetic process; protein localization to plasma membrane. The coding region runs from base 243 to 1796 and encodes 517 amino acids. The transcript is spliced from 11 exons. NCBI's taxonomy places the organism in Eukaryota, Metazoa, Chordata, Actinopteri, Acipenseriformes, Acipenseridae. Gene Ontology annotation, cellular component: plasma membrane.